UUCCCCCCAUCGUUACCUGUGCGGGGAGGGCCGGUGGGCAGGUGCACGGCGCUGCUGCUGCUGCCGCUGCCGACAUGGUCUUCCUGCAGGCCGGCUUGGGCCGCUGCGCCUGUGCCUUCUGGCUGGCGAUCGCCUUCGACGCGGUGGGGCUGACGGUGCUGCUGAUCGGGGUGUUCGUCAACGUCUUCUUCUACGACUUCCUGAUCUACGCCGGCUCCAUCGUCAUCUUCCUCAGCCUGGUCUGGUGGAUCUUCUGGUACACGGGCAACAUCGAGGUGCCGCUCGACCAGCUGGAGGACGACGUGGGGCUCAAGAAGGAGGCCAAACUGAGCGGCUUCCUCAGAAGUUUCUCCAGGAGCUUCUCGCGAAGUUUCGGGAGCAAGUCGGGCAAUAGGUUGGCCGUCAGCCGGACAAUUGAAACCGCCAGCUCGAUGAGCACAAGGACGAAGGCGAGUUUAAGCACUUUCCCUCCAGCGGACACUCCUCUGCAGACCCUCUCCGCUUCUCUCAGCACCGAGGUGAAUUUCAGCGCGCUGGACAAAGCAAGCGGCGCAAGAAACAUAACCAUCUAGUCAGAAUCCAUUACGAGCAUCAAACGGAAUACUGCACAAGUCUGAAUGGCGACAAUCAAAUAACAUCGAUUUGCUAUUGUUAUAGUUCUUUAAGAAGAAGAAUUUCACUGUUCUGCCAAUGUACACUAUAUUUCCUGCCAUUGUUGCUAUUUGUAUUCUAGAGAAUGAAACCUAUUGAACAAUGAACGUUUUUAAUCAUUGAUCAUUUCACUGGUCUGAAUUGACUGUUUUAAUUGCUGCUUUAAUAAUUAAUGUACAUGUAUUUAUUGGUUCACUUUGGUGAAUUAGAAUUUAGAAUUAAUUUUGUAAUUAUAAUAAACGUUCUUGUAGAUAUGCUAUUACAAAUGAUCAAAAUUUCUAAUAUGCCAUUCAAUAAAAUUUGAUGCAGGGAAAUGAAGGAAGCUUCUUACCAAAAGAUGUGCAAGAACUCUCCCUUUCAGUGUCAAAUGCCAUCAGGCAUCAGCUCAAGGAGACCCCCCCAUCCCUCAUACACCCCACACACUCCCCCCACCCUUCUCAC
Messenger RNA from Amblyraja radiata (thorny skate), 1092 nucleotides. Its product is annotated as transmembrane protein 238. The transcript is spliced from 2 exons. Lineage: Eukaryota; Metazoa; Chordata; Chondrichthyes; Rajiformes; Rajidae. The coding region runs from base 75 to 572 and encodes 165 amino acids. The record is from RefSeq and is a predicted model, not a curated record.